AUGGCAUUAUUAAAGCCCUUCCUUAGUAGGACUUUUUCAAGCUUUUUUGCUACUAUCACUGGUGGUAGAAAUUUGAUAGACAGUAUAGAAGAAUUAAUCACCACUAAUUACUGGUUAAUAUUUGUCAUGAUAAUUGUAUGUACCUGUAGUGCACCUUCCAACGGAGCAUUCUUUCUUAAUGACCCUUAUGGAUAUCCUUUUGUAUCACUACAAGACGAUAGCAUCGAAUCCAAAGUCAAAUAUUAUCUGGAGAAAAUUCAAAAAUUUGAAGCUAAGCAACAUCCAGAGGAAAUCCGUCAACAACAUACCACAAAAGAUUCCGAAGCGAUAAAGGGCGAUUUACAAACUGCAAUAGAAGUUGCGAAAUUUGAAAAACGACAAAAAGAUAGCAUUACAUUAAACCCGGAAGAAAAUGGUCAAUACUAUGAAGGUGACAUUGUUUUGGACGCACAACAAGCUCAUGAAAUCUAUGAAAGUAUGAUACAGCAUGGACGGCGUACAAAACGAAAAUUUAUCCGUUCCGAAUUACGUCGAUGGGAUUCACACAAACCGAUUAUUUACAGUUUCGACGGGUCACAUACUAUACGUGAACAACGAGUAAUCGAGUUAGCGCUUGAACAUUGGCACAAUAUAACAUGUUUGAAUUUUGAGCGUAGAGAUGAUGAGAUUCAGGAAAACCGAAUUGUUUUUACGGAUGUAGAUGGAUGCGCAUCCAAUGUUGGCAGACAUCCUCUUGGUGAACCACAAUUUGUCUCAUUGGCACCAGAAUGCAUUCGAUUAGGAGUGAUAGCACAUGAAGUGGCACAUGCAUUAGGUUUUUGGCAUGAGCAAUCGCGACCUGAUCGUGAUAAUUAUGUUACGGUUCGCUGGGAAAAUAUUGAUCGUGAUAGCAAGGGACAAUUUCUAAAGGAAUUACCAACUGAUGUAGAUAAUGGUGAUGUACCAUAUGAUUAUGGUAGUAUUAUGCAUUACAGAAGCAAAGCAUUUGGUCGAUAUGAGGAUUUGUUUACAUUGAAUACUAAUAUAAUGGAUUAUCAAAAGACUAUUGGACAACGAGAUCAAUUAUCAUUCAAUGAUAUCCGUCUUAUGAAUGUAAUAUAUUGUAGUGAUUCAUGUGCACAAAAAUUACCAUGUCAACGUGGUGGUUAUACGGACCCAAGGAGAUGUGGACGAUGUCGUUGUCCAGAUGGAUUCACUGGAAAACUUUGUGAACGGAUAAUGCCAGGAUUUGGAGCAGAUUGUGGUGGCCGCAUAGAAUUGACGUCUAGUUGGAAGCGUAUUACAAGUCCAAAUUAUCCCCGAGAUUUUAAAGAGGGACAAGAAUGUAGCUGGCUUCUUGUGGCUCCACCUGGUCAACGUGUACAGUUACGCUUCUAUGGUGAAUUUGAGAUGUACUGCAAAGUGCGGCAUUCACUUUGCAUGGAUUAUAUCGAAAUACGUAAUUCAACUGACUUUGCUAAUACAGGAAUGAGAUACUGUUGCUACGGGACUCCAAAAUCAUCGAUUAUGUCAGCUACUGAGGAUAUGUUAGUGCUCUUCCGAUCAUUCUAUCGUGGUGGCAAAGGUUUCCAGGCGCAGGUACGCGCGCUACCAACAACCGUGUUCAACACUCGAACGGUGAGGUCUAUGGAUGAGUUUAAUGCAAAUUUAAACAAGCAUGUAGUGGCAGAUUCGUAG
This is a messenger RNA of Brugia pahangi, 1677 nucleotides long. The record is from the annotation of a GenBank genome assembly. Lineage: Eukaryota; Metazoa; Nematoda; Chromadorea; Rhabditida; Onchocercidae.